AUGGCGGCCAAAAAACUGAAGAUCAACCCACCACUGCUCAAUUCAGCCUGUCCUUGGGCCACCACCCUCGAAGACAUCAAAGCCCUCUAUGACACUCCCUAUACCGGCGCCGUGACAAUUCGCACCUCCUUGCUGGAAGGCUUCACGCACGACGACUCCGUUCACCAAUACAUCUUCUUCACGCCCGGCAAGACCAUCCCCGGCGAUGCCCCGAAAGGUGAGGCCUCGAAACCUUCUUCCUCCUCAUCGAGCGCGUCGGAACCAGUCUCAACCCUCAACACGCUGGGCUAUUCGCCGCUCACGCUCUCCGAAUACCUGGGCAUCAUCAACGAGAUCGUCGGACAGCGUCACCUGGGUACCGACACACCGACCAAGAAACCAUUCAUCCUGUCCGUCACGGGGACGCCAGAUGAGAUUGCCAUGGCCUACGCUCUUAUCGCCAAUGCGGCCGAGAUGGACGAAGAUCUCCGUCUCGCCAUGGAGGUCAACCUCUCGUGCCCCAAUAUCGCUUCGGCCCCGCCACCGGCAUAUGACAAGAAACAAUUAGAUGAGUACCUUGAGGCUAUAAGCGAUUCCAAAUCCACCUACCGGGGCCGCAUGGCGACUCCUGAUUCGGUGCCGAAAGUUGGCAUAAAGCUUCCGCCGUACACAUACACCGGUCAGUUCGAAAUGGCCGUGGACUCUCUGCGCAACGCCAAAUCCUCUGAACCCGGAGAAGGUUCUGUCGUCGACUUCAUCACUUGCACAAACACCCUGGGCAACAGCCUUCUCCUCAACUCGAACCUCGAGCCAGCGCUUAGUAACGAGUCUGGCAGCGGGCUAGGCGGGCUGGCUGGAGCAGCACUUCACCCUUUAGCAUUGGGUAAUGUCGCUACCUUCCGCAAACUCCUCGAUCAAGAUCCUUCAACCAAGGACAUUAUGAUUAUUGGUGUCGGAGGCGUGGAAGACAAGAACGGCGCAGAGAGGAUGAGGAAGGUCGGAGCAGAGGCUGUCGCGUGCGCAUCGGCACUGGGCCGCUACGGGGUCAGUGUUUUUGAACGCAUCACCAAAGGCGCGUGA
Messenger RNA from Fonsecaea erecta, 1059 nucleotides. RefSeq lists its product as hypothetical. Gene Ontology annotation, cellular component: cytoplasm. Gene Ontology annotation, biological process: 'de novo' pyrimidine nucleobase biosynthetic process. Bases 1 to 1059 code for a protein of 352 amino acids. The record is from RefSeq and is a predicted model, not a curated record. Lineage: Eukaryota; Fungi; Ascomycota; Eurotiomycetes; Chaetothyriales; Herpotrichiellaceae. Gene Ontology annotation, molecular function: dihydroorotate dehydrogenase activity. The transcript has a single exon.